AGUGGGUGUGGUAAGCUAUGCUAUAAAGGAAAGUAUGACUGGAGUCUCAUCAACCAUUACAAUGCGCGCAUCUGAAAAAGAGUUUGUCAUGCAGAACUCAGCCAGUCAAUGUUAUGUUCUCUUUGCUUGGCUUGUCUUAUUUAGUUCCAGUCUACGAGUAUCAAGGGCUGUUCAGGAUUAUACAGGAACAAAUCAAACUCUACAGCUUGAGGCUCUUAAAACCAGUAUGCUGGAAUACUUGGGGAUGGAUAAACCACCACCGUUUAAAGGAAAGUCAUCUUAUCAAGAACUAAUCAGAAUAUACCGUCAAUAUCAGAACAUGAGAAGGAACAUGCAGUCUUUUCAAAGUGGCCCCAGUCACUUUCUUCAUACCGCAGUGCGGCCAUUGAAUUCACAGAAUGGUCCUGAAUCAGUGACUCAAUGGUUCAGGGCUGUUUUUCACAGGGAGUCUCAUAUAACAGACGAGUUUCUCUUGGCACAAGCACAGCUGCAACUUCAAAGACCUCUGCAUAACAAUUUUGUCCAACCACUGCACAAUCAGAAAAUUCUGGUUAGAAUAUACAUAAGCUCCCAUUCUUAUAUAAAUAAAAAAAUUAAAUCAAGAGGCCAGAAUAUUACAAUGGAUGUGACCUUUGCAGUUCACGAAUGGCUUAAGAAGACUAGUGAUGCAUUACUAAUUGUUGACAUUGGCCUUGUUGGAAACAAAAAAGAUGACACUGAACCCACUGUGCAGAUCUGUUUGGAACUUAAGUUAAUGGAUAGUAAAGUGAGAAACACUCGUUCCACUUAUGGAGAAAGCUUUGAGGAUGACAGCUACUGUGGUCGGAAAUCACUGAGUGUUUCUUUUGAGGAAAUUGGCUGGUCAGACUGGAUUGUGGCUCCUGCUGGCUACACAAUGUAUUUCUGUGAUGGCUCAUGCCCACACAAUUACAAACCAGCCAGUAUGCACACUCAGAUAAAGUCACGUCUACAUCGCUUAACCAAAGGAGCGACGCCUCGCCCAUGUUGCGUGCCAGCUGAGUAUGAGCCGAUGAUUCUCAUGCAUUAUGAUAGUCGGGGGAAGCUAAAACUAACAUCCUUUAAUGAUUUGAUUGUCACCAAAUGCCACUGUGCCUGAAAACUUUUUGUUUUUUACAAUACUAUUCAAUUUCAAAAAUAUUGUGCAACAAUGCUGUACAUGGACAUGGUUAUGUUGUUCACGGUUAUGCAACAUUUCUCUGAUGGGACUCCUCUUCUUUGAAGAAGAAACUACACCUGGAUACUCAGUAUUAAAACAAAGGAAAGCCUUAGUCUCACAUGUAGAGUUAAAAUUAUUUAUUAUAACUUAUUAAUGACAUUUUGUAUUCUUGUCUUUUCUUAUGUUAUAGAUGAGUAAACUAUUUGUAUAAGUGACACAUUUAGUAUUUUGAAUACAGUAUCUUGUAUUAGUUUGUUAAAUGUAAUUAAUUUAUUUCUGCUUGCUGUGUUUACUGUAUUUACUAUGUGAAAUAUUUUCAUUUUCCUGUACAUACUUUUUUUUUAACCAUUCUAAUGCCAAUGUGUAUAAUAGCAGUCUUGCGUAAGUGAAUUCAGCUGAUUUUAAAGUAAACAAUCUGUUAUGAUAAUUUUCAAGGUCAGGGAGUGCCAGUAAUCAAAGAUAUGACAGAAUCUUUUACAGUACAAUAACCUUGAGCAUAUAUAUUUCUAUCCCACAUGGCCUUGACUAACUAGUGAACCAACCAAAGUAAAGACAGAGAAAGAAACGUCUCUGUCGGUGAUGUCAUCAGAGCUAUAUGUUUAAAUGAACAAAGAAUGUGAAAAGAUCAGUGAAACUCAAGUAUUGAGAGUAGGCGUUUUAAAGAGACAAUUGCUUCAAGUGUCUUAUUAGAGGCAGCUUUGGCCGUUUUUUUUUGUUGUUGUUUGACCUCACAACAUCAGAUACUGCUACUGUCCCCAUAUACAUACCAAACAAUAAAGAAAAUACCAAAAACCCUACUUAUUUUUAACUGUUCAGUAUGUAAUUUACUACAGCUCAUAAAUUUUGACAGUGUUCUCACUAGGUGCUAAGGAUCACUAUGCAGUUAUUUUCCAAAUACAGGCAUCAAUUAGCUCAUGUACUUAGUAGCAAAAGCAAUACAUUCCUUCAGACACAUUCAGAUUUUCUGACGUCACAUGAGUUGAAGUUCAAGUGUCUCAAAGGAAGAUUUAAUGAAAGAAAUUAAAGGACACAAGAGUUGUUUUGUGUUUAAGAGGGUUAAUUCCUAAAACAACAUUUUCCAGAAACCACUGUUAAAAUCCCCUAAGAUUAACAGUUAAUGGAAAGUCAUUCAUCAUCUUAUCCCAACAUGAUUACACCUUUGAAAUCGUACACUAUGAUGCAAGUUAGUAUAAAAGAAUAAAAUGUCAUCACAUGUGCUAUUAGUGUAGAAUGUUAACAUGUGCUAGUGGUAAACAAAUAACACGAUGAUUCACACUUUUACAACUGUAAAAUAAUCUCAGGUUUCUGUUCUUUUUAUUUGUUCAUUUUCUGGUAAAUCUUCUCAGUCCCUGCAAUACCAAAACUGAUCCUUAUAGCAUUAUGCUUCCACCACCAUACUACAUUAUAGGGUUGAUAAUUCAUAUGCCUUUUUUUUUUUUAGAAGUGACUUGCAUCUUGACAUUUGUUUUUUUUUUUUAAAUGAUAGAUAUUGCUGUUAUUCAGUACUCUUGUCCAGAUCUGAAUUGUGACCUAUCUUAGGUCCAUUGGAUUUGCUUUGUGCUAUGGCAUGCAUUGUCAA
Silurus meridionalis is the source of this 2756-nucleotide messenger RNA. Its product is annotated as protein decapentaplegic. The record is from RefSeq and is a predicted model, not a curated record. NCBI's taxonomy places the organism in Eukaryota, Metazoa, Chordata, Actinopteri, Siluriformes, Siluridae. The coding region runs from base 35 to 1117 and encodes 360 amino acids. Gene Ontology annotation, cellular component: extracellular region. Gene Ontology annotation, molecular function: growth factor activity; cytokine activity. The transcript has 2 exons. Gene Ontology annotation, biological process: SMAD protein signal transduction.